This is a messenger RNA of Arctia plantaginis, 708 nucleotides long. NCBI's taxonomy places the organism in Eukaryota, Metazoa, Arthropoda, Insecta, Lepidoptera, Erebidae. The record is from the annotation of a GenBank genome assembly.
AUGGAUGUGUAUGGGUUUCCGCCUUAUCCGUACAAUCAGUCGGAUGAAUUGGCUAAGCAAACCUUUGCUCAGCAGGCUUUAGGUUCGACGGUUCCUUACCCUAAUCGUAUGUUACCGGAGCCUCACGUAAUGCCUGUGCCUACUGGAGCACCUUGGAACGUUCAUGGUGUCUCGUGGGGUAUGCCAUCACCCCCAGGGCUUGUACAUUUUACGGCGGCGGGUAGACAGGCUUUAAACGCACAGGAGCAAAGGCUAAGUCCACUUAUAUAUUGCAAAAGAAAAAGUUUGGAUGUAGAACCGGUAAUACCGGCAAAGCAACGGAUUACUGAAGAAAAAAUGGCAGCUCACUUAAGUGGGUUGCACAUAUCAUCAGAAUAUACCUCUCAUUCUCUAGCAGCAGAUGACACUAUGGACAUAAAUAUGGAACCACCCACACCAUCUACAUCAUCUUUGUCAGCCAUGGAGAAGCUAAAGGGACACACAAUAGUGCUCUCCGAGGAGCUAAAGAAGCUACAAGAUGAGCCACUAUUACCUGCUGCACUUAUUGAAAGAAUGGAGAAGCCCCGAAUGUCCCUAGUGGUAUGGAAGCCGAGAGAAAACAUUUUAGAAACACUAAAAGAAGAUGAGAAGCAAAACAAAGAUGAGCAGGAGCCACAAAGAAGAAAUGGAGUUCUUGUCCACCAAUUAGUUGAUGAUGUUGAUAUGUGA